This is a messenger RNA of Drosophila persimilis, 3385 nucleotides long. Its product is annotated as exostosin-3. The transcript is spliced from 3 exons. Gene Ontology annotation, molecular function: glycosyltransferase activity. NCBI's taxonomy places the organism in Eukaryota, Metazoa, Arthropoda, Insecta, Diptera, Drosophilidae. The record is from RefSeq and is a predicted model, not a curated record. Gene Ontology annotation, cellular component: membrane. The coding region runs from base 1 to 2904 and encodes 967 amino acids.
AUGUCUCUGGCCUUCGACCUGAGCAACUCCGGCGGUGCUUAUCAACCACUGGACAGCGGAAGCGGCAAAGACGCGUCGGCAGCGGUCCCGCAAAGACACGCGAUGAGCAUGAGGGUCUCGUGGAUCAGGCAAUGGCGCCGCUAUAAACUGCCCGCCUUGGUUCUCAUGAUGAUGUUUCUGAUGUCCUGCCUUGCGUACCGCAUCAUGGGUGCCGAGCAGGAUGCUCCUCCCACGGACUUGCACCGCAGCUCCCCGCUGCUGGAUGCUUACGAGGAUUUCAGCGCGAUGCGGGCCGGCGACCUAAAGAUGCGCAUCGAGGAGAUGGUAAGAAUCAAGAGCACUGUGUCAGUGGAGCUGCGCGAGCUAGAGUCCCGCCGCCAGAAACUGCAGUCGGACAUCAGUCAGUACAAUCAAAAAAUUGAGGAGCUGAAGCAGGAGCUGCUCCGUGAGCAGACCGAGUUGGAGCGUCUCAAGAUGUCCGUGGAGCAGGCGCAGGUGGCCCAGCGGGAGGCAGUGCAGCGCAACACUCCUGAUCUUGCCCUGCCGCGCACCCUCCUGCCCAACUCCCUGCCCCGAAAGAUGAAUACUGUCUCGACGGGCGUAGCCGCCUCCUGUGCGAUGCACAACUGCUUCGACCACUCCCGUUGCAGCCUCACCUCCGGCUUUCCAGUAUACCUUUAUGACCCCGACGAACACAACGUCCAGCGAACUGGCUACGAUAUCGAUGGCUUCCUUAAGACAACUCUCAAACAAACGCUCGGCUACAACGCGCACAUAGUGAGGGAUCCAACGCAAGCCUGCAUCUACCUGGUGCUGGUAGGCGAGGCUCUGCUGGAACAGGACCUGCUUCGAAACAACCGAUAUGCGGCCCAAGAGGCUGAGCAGCAACAGCCGACGGCUCCCAGCCAAACACACGACUGCCCCAUCGAAAUGCAGAAGCUGUACAACCUGCCCUACUGGGGAGGCGAUGGCCGCAACCAUGUGCUGCUAAACCUGGCACGCCGGGACCUCUGCUCCCGCAGGACGAAUGCACUGCUCCAGCAGAACACCAUGCGAGCCAUUGUGGUGCAGAGCGCCUUCGAGCUGGACCAGUUCCGACCCGGAUACGAUCUGAUUGUGCCCCCCAUCCUCGGUCCGCCAGGAGGAGACGUUUGGCAGGAGUGUGCCAGCAUGGUGCCCGCCCGCCGCAAGUACCUGCUCUCGUUCCAGGGAGAGAUGAGACCGAAAACAGACCCCCAAGGCUCCAACCCGCUGGACGACUUCAUACUGGAACACUUGACGGAUAUGUCCAAGGGACCCACUCAGGAUCAGUUCGAGCUACAGUUCCAGUGCGUCCCCGCCACGGAGCAGCAGGAGGUGGACUCCGUGUCCGACUGGACGCUUUGUGGAUCGGAUUCGUCCCGCAAGCAGCUGCUGAAGGACUCUACCUUCGCGCUGAUCCUUCCCCCGCUGAACGGACGUGUGGCUUCCACGCUCAUGCUAGCCCGACUAUAUGAGGCGCUGCGCUCCGGGGCCGUUCCCGUCAUCCUCGGAGCAGAUGAGCUUCGUCUCCCGUAUGCGGAGACUCUGGAUUGGCGUCGGGCGGCACUCCUCAUGCCCAAGGCUCGCAUCACGGAGCUGCACUUCCUCCUUCGAGCCGUCCAGGACGCGGACUUGCUUCUUUUUCGGCGCCAGGGCCGACUAAUCUGGGAGCGGUACCUCAGUUCCGUUCAGGCCACUGUGGACACGGUGAUAGCCAGCCUACGCGACCGCCUGGGGAUACCACCGCGCCCGGUUCCACCAGUAGUAGCACAGAGCGUCUUCAACAGCACAUUUAUACCGUUAAAGUCCGAUCCACCAGUGGGACUGGACACGGAACCGGAAGAGUCUCUUGGUCCCAUUGAGCCGCCAUAUCCGAGUCCCGCCUUCCGCAGAAACUACACGAUCCUGCGAAUGCAGUCCAAGGAGGCCUGGAACGACUGGGUAGAUCCCUUCUACAUGUAUCCCCAGCUGCCCUUCGACCCGGCCCUUCCCUCCGAUGCCAAGUUCAUUGGAUCCCACACAGGAUUCCGGCCAAUCGGUAAGGGCAUUGGAGGAGCCGGUAAGGAGUUCAGCGAAGCCCUCGGCGGAAACUACCCCAGAGAACAGUUCACCAUUGUCAUAUUGACCUACGAGCGGGAGCAGGUGCUGAUGGACUCGCUGGGUCGCCUUUACGGGCUACCGUAUCUGCACAAGGUGGUUGUUGUAUGGAACUCACCAAAGCCGCCGUUGGACGACCUUCGCUGGCCAGACAUCGGGGUGCCAGUGGCGGUUCUGCGCGCCCCGCGCAACUCCCUCAACAACCGCUUCCUGCCUUUCGAUGUAAUCGAGACAGAGGCGGUGCUCUCAGUCGAUGACGACGCCCACCUACGGCAUGAUGAGAUUUUAUUUGGCUUCCGUGUGUGGCGCGAGCACCGCGACCGCGUCGUCGGUUUCCCCGGUCGCUACCACGCUUGGGAUGUGAGCAGCAACAACAUGUGGCACUAUAACUCCAACUACAGCUGCGAGCUCAGCAUGGUGCUCACCGGAGCAGCCUUCCUGCACAAGUACUACAUGUACCUGUACACCUAUCACCUGCCACAGGCCAUCCGCGACAAGGUGGACGAGUAUAUGAACUGCGAGGACAUUGCCAUGAACUUCCUCGUCUCGCACAUCACCCGCCGACCCCCGGUGAAGGUGACUUCUCGGUGGACGUUCCGGUGCCCAGGCUGCCCGGUUUCGCUCAGCGAGGACGACACCCACUUCCAGGAGCGCCAUAAAUGCAUAAAUUUCUUCAGCCAGGUGUUCGGCUACACGCCUCUGCUGAACACUCAGUACCGGGCGGACUCGAUCCUGUUCAAGACUCGCAUUCCGCACGACAAGCAGAAGUGCUUCAAGUACAUCUAGAUCUAAUCGGGGCAUCCACACCUGUAUCCAUCCAGAAACGAUGAACCACAACGGUGGUAACGGCCGCUACACUUACUGCGCUGGACUCCGGCCCGACUCCCAGUCAGACUCCACUCCUAGCUCUAAGCACAAAGUAGUAUAUACUACGUAGCCUACGGACAACACUGGACUUUCACUCAAAGCGUAGCUACUGAAAAGCAAUAUGAGAUUACCGAGACCGCUUAACCACGCGAAUGUUCAUCCUGUGCUUACUUAUAUGUGCCUAUGGAUGUACCUUUGUCUACUUCGGCCUGCCGGAGAUGCUUUCAGAUACCAAAACAGAUCGUAAGUCUUUUACUUAUGUGUGUCUACGUUCGCUUAAUUAUCCUAUGUUAAUGUGUAUUUAUGUAUGUAUGUAUGUCCCCCACUUGACUACUCUGUAUAUAGCGCCUGAUAAAGGCAUCUACAAUCUGUAUCAAUAAAGGAUGAUCAAUUAGACGAA